AUGUACGCGAAGGGCAAGGUACCUUCAGGAUGCACCGAAGACCCUGUGGUUAGAAACACCUGGAAGUCAUGUCCGACCUGUUUCAGAUCAACAGUAGAAAACAUCUCAAAACUGUUUAUCGAAGUGCCCGCGAGUAAACGGCUAUUUCCGAGAGGGCCGCCGAAUUUUUUUAAGUUACGGGAGACAGUUCAACAGGAUUUUAUUCGACACGUCAUAAUAUCCCCGACUGCAGUUUGCGUCAGCACAUGCCCUUACUUACUGGGACUUCAGCUAUCGGUGUCCGAUCGCUUCGACGAACGCAACGCCAUCCGUGCCACAUGGGGCAGCGUGGCCAAAACUAAGUUAUGGCCACACGUUAUUAUGAAUGCAGACUUUGAAAUCCUCUUCGUCCUAGCGCAUAGAUCUAGGCCAGCCGAAGGCAGUUCCGAAGAAAUGCAACUGAUCCAAGCCGAGGCCAAUAGACACGGGGACAUACUGUACCUAGAUAUGCAGGAUUCCUACUUUAACUUAACCCUGAAGCUGAUGUCCACGCUUCGCUGGGUACAGACGCAAUGCCCGAGAACCAAGUUCUUCCUCAAAGUGGACGCGGAUACUUUCGUCAACGUGCCGUUGCUGGUGGAUCUGCUGGUUGUCAACGAGCACCUUCUGGAGUUCUCUGUCACGGGGCACAUGUACGCUGGCGAUAAGUACGCCUAUAGAGACGGCAGAUGGGGAGUCGACAAGGCGCUCUACCCUAUAGCUACGUUCCCAGUGUAUGCCUCGGGUAAGUUAGACGACAUUUACUCUUUGUGUGGUUGCAGAGUGUCUUCUUCCUCUUCUUGUUUUGCUACUCAUCGCAAAACGGAACAAAGAUCCCUCAGCUAA
Candidula unifasciata is the source of this 864-nucleotide messenger RNA. The record is from the annotation of a GenBank genome assembly. NCBI's taxonomy places the organism in Eukaryota, Metazoa, Mollusca, Gastropoda, Stylommatophora, Geomitridae.